Messenger RNA from Solea senegalensis (Senegalese sole), 1229 nucleotides. It is a transcript of the gene cd79a, whose product is annotated as CD79a molecule, immunoglobulin-associated alpha. Bases 107 to 781 code for a protein of 224 amino acids. NCBI's taxonomy places the organism in Eukaryota, Metazoa, Chordata, Actinopteri, Pleuronectiformes, Soleidae. Gene Ontology annotation, biological process: B cell receptor signaling pathway; B cell differentiation. Gene Ontology annotation, cellular component: B cell receptor complex; external side of plasma membrane. The record is from RefSeq and is a predicted model, not a curated record. The transcript is spliced from 5 exons.
AUCCGUGACAGCAGCAGCAGCAGAAGAGCAGAGUCUCAGCGACGGUGACGACUGAGAAACUGUCAAAGUUUUUAUUCUCAGUUUAUUCUCAGACUCUGAGAGAAAAAUGGGUUUAACUGCCAUCUUUGUUCUCUGCAGCUUUGCAGUGGCCACAGCACAGAGUCCAGUGACUCUGAAGGCCGACGUUCCCUUUGUGAGCGUGCACGCCUCUCAGAGCGCUGAGCUAGAGUGCUGCUACAUCACCGCUGGGACGGCCAAGAAAGUCACUCCGACCUGGGUCAGAACCUUCAAAUAUGGAAGCAACACUGUGGGUCCACUCAGAGUGAAGACGUCUGCGACUGUGGGACAAUUGGACAAACGUGACUCACAGUGUGGGACACUGACUCUGGCCUCAGUGCAGCUCAAUGACACUGGACUUUACCAGUGCUUGUUCAACAGUCAGAUCCUCUCCUAUGGCACCUACCUGCAGGUCUACUGGCCACUGAAGAAGACAAUAAAUCUCAGUGAAAGCACCAAAAACAAGAUCCUGACAGCUGAGGGAUUCCUGCUGUUACUGUGUAUGCUCUUACCAACUGCAGGCCUCCUCUUCAAGUCAAAGAAACUACAUGAACUAGAGAAGAAGAAAGCAGCAAAGGAAGAGGAAAACAUAUAUCAGGGGCUGAAUCUGGACGAUUGUUGUUCCACAUAUGAUCAGAUCGAGCGUCCCCCGGCUUCGGGCCCUUACCAGGACGUGUGCAACUUUAUGGAAGAAGAGGAGGAGAUUCAGCUGGAGAAACCAUGAAGGGAAUCCAUUUUGAAAGCUUUGUUUUUUUUUCACAUUAGCCUGCAGCAUCUUUAAAUAUGUUAUUCAAUCCGCUUCAUGUAUGUGAAUGUCUGAGCUUAGAAACAAGAGUUGACAAUAUAAGCUUUUUCAAGUAGCACAUGAUCUUCCUCAACAAAUGAAUCCAUGGUCAGGGAAUGAUAAGGCUAUAUACCGUAUGCACCUUCAUAUUUAAUAUCUGCAGGUGAUAUGAUGUGAAAGCUCCAGAACUGACGCUGAGUCUGAAUGCAGCAUAUUUCUUGCAUUUUGACGAUGAACAGAGUAGGUAAAGUAUGAGACUGUCUCAGCCAGCAUGUUCGUGUGGACCCCAUAAGGGUUAUCUUCUGGCUUACAAUAUGGAUCCCAAGUGGGUUUGCCCGUGGUUUCCAUGGUGACCCCACCUGUGUUUGCCCACUGCAAGGCCAUGCUC